CCGCCGCGCCCGACGGCUACGUGGAGAUGAACUACGGCCGCGCGCCCACCAGGCCCAUCGCCAUCGUCAACGCGCGCCCGCCGCCGCCCAUCGCGUCGUCGCCCGACGACCGCCGCCGCCGCCCGCCGAAGGAGAACCGGACGCCGCUCGGCUCCCAGACCAUAUUCCCGCUCUCGCUCGACUCCCCCGCCUCGCCUCCCGAGCUGGACUCGGCGGACGUCUUCGAGGAGGACCCGCCCCACCACCCGCUGACGACGGUCCGAGAGAUGUCCGAGGACGGCAGUCGCCAGGACGGGAGGCGAAGCCCCGAGGUGUCGUCGUCGCCCUCGUACGUCAAGCUGGCGUACGGGAGCAAGCCGAUCGCGGCGCCGGUGAAGACUCCGGAGGUGCAGCCCGAGGAGCUGAGCUGCAACCCCACGGCGACCAAGACUUUGGCGAGAAUCGACAAUUUGGAUAUAAAAGAGGCCGGCGCCGCGGUGGCCACGGUGGUGCUGGCGGGCAGCGGCAGCGCGGCGCUGCGCUUCAGCGUGGGCGAGGGCGCGUCGCCGCCGCUGGCGCCGCUGUCGCCGCUGCCGGCGCCGCCGCUCAACUACGCGGCGCUGGACCUGGAGCCGCGGCCCGCCGGCGCCGCGCCGCCCGGCCGCACCUACACGCAGAUCGACUUCGUGCGCAGCGAGAAGCUGCACGCCGACGCCAACUAG
Hyposmocoma kahamanoa is the source of this 701-nucleotide messenger RNA. Its product is annotated as wiskott-Aldrich syndrome protein homolog 1-like. The transcript has 2 exons. Lineage: Eukaryota; Metazoa; Arthropoda; Insecta; Lepidoptera; Cosmopterigidae. The record is from RefSeq and is a predicted model, not a curated record. Bases 27 to 701 code for a protein of 224 amino acids.